AUGGAUUUUAUCUUCGGCCAGAGCAACUCCUCGCUUGGAGACACCACCAUGGCCACUUCAUCCUCUCACCUGAUCCGCACGCCCGAGGAGGCCGUGGCCCGGGUUGCCUACCUCUCGAGCGAUGUCGUCGUUUCUGUCCAGCCGUCACUGGCGGUCGACUCGGCCUUCUCGCCGCAUCUGAAGCGACUCGCUGCCCAGAAGCUCCCCAGCUUGGUCGCCGCGACGCCGGAUGCUGUUGCCCAUGUCGAAUCCGUGCGGCACAAUGCAGAUCCGUUGCUCUCCGUCUACGCCCCCAUCCGCUCGGGCAAGCUGGUUUCCGUCACCACGACGUCGUCCAUUCUCCUGCCCGCCAUCUCUCACCUCUACAAGCUCGCCAGCUAUCCCGUCGUCCUGCACGUCUCUCUUUCCCCGCGCGGUCAUGCGCACUAUUCGGACAUUACCUCGAUUCGCAACUCCGGUUGGACUUUCCUGCAGUCCCAGGACAUGCAAGAAGCCCAGGACAUGGCCAUCACGGCUCACGCCUUGGCCGUGCGCACGGGGCGGGGCGUCAUCCACUUCCUCGCCUUCGAAGCUCGCGCCGAUGCCGAGCCCAUCGUCGCCGAAGACGCUCGCCUGGUUCGGGACGUGCUGGAUAUCGAGAGCGUCAGAAGGUUCCAGUCCGGCGCCAUCUCCUCCAUCGGCCUCUACACGGACGACGGUCAUGUUGCCGUUUCCUCGGACCACCCCGAGCCGACACCCGGCAAAGGCUUCCCCUCCCAGCCGGCAGAUGGCCCUGACGCUGCGAAGUCAAGAUCGGCAGGCACGUCGGUCAAGUCGAGCGAGGCUAGUGUGUCCUCUACCCCCGUCGCCCCGUCGUCCGUUGCCACGACGGUGGAGGCUGCGCCGGUCCAGGUCACCUCCAAGGAUAUCCACACGUGCGCCGCUCGAAUCUGGGCUCAUAUGAAGACGGCAUUGGGAAGGCAGUACGAUGCCUUUCAGUACACGGGACCCACGACUGCCGAGAGCUGCCUCUUCAUCUUCGGCUCCGCCACGAGCUCCUUCGCCGAGGCUGUUGACCGGGCAGGGCCGGAUGACAUAUUUGCCGGGGUUGGCUUCCUCACGCCGCGCCUUUAUCGACCUUGGAUUGGUUCCAAGCUUACCGACGUCAUCCCCAAGUCGGUCAAGAGAGUGGCCGUGCUCGAGGAAAUUCACCGCGCCACGACAAAAUGGGGCCCCAUCCUCAUCGAUGUCCUGUCAUCGAUCCAUCGUGGACCCGGUGGCGUUCAAGUCAUUGUCGGCUACCAGCUGGGCUACCUCGGGCCCGAGACGACGGGCCAGGCCCUCCGCGGGAUCAUGCAGAAUCUCACGGCGGAGAAACCGGUCCAGAACCUCGAGGUCGGCAUCAGGGACGCGCCGCCACUGCCGUCUGCCGGGUACGCCUUGGAGACUCCGCAGCUGGAGACGGCCUACUCCAAAAUUCUACAUCAGCUGUUCGGGCCUAGGGCCUACGUCGCCAACACCCUAGACUCGCAGGGUGCCGGUGUCCCUUCCAAGCUCUCGGCGAGCCCCGAAUUUGGCUUCGGCUCGCUUCUGGCACGCAAGGAACUUCGCUCUCGAUUCGUGAACGAGGUGAAGGAUGCCGUGAGCGGCGGCUCCUUUGCGACGGAUGAACCCAAGAGCUGGCUCGCACGAUGGGUCAUGAACGCUGACAAGCGUACCGAGGCCGACGACAUCGCCGAUAACGUCAUAUCUCGCCUGGAAGCGGACGGUUCGCAGGCGGCCCGGACGCUACUCGCCCGACGCGCCCUGUUCCGCAGGGAGUCGCUCUGGCUCUUGGGUUCCGAUGCCUGGGCAUACGAUCUCGGAAAUUCGGGCGUGCACCACGUGCUCGCCUCUGGUGAAAACGUCAACAUGCUCAUCAUCGACUCGACGCCCUACUCGGAGAAGGCCGCCGCCGAUUCCGGCCGCAGAAAGAAAGACAUUGGGCUGUACGGCAUGAACUUUGGCAACGUGUACGUCGCUUCCACGGCCGUGUACAGCUCCUACACGCAGGUCCUGCAGGCGAUGCUGGAGGCCGACAAGUUUGAUGGACCUUCUGUCGUCUUGGCCUACCUGCCCUACUUUGGCGAAACGGACUCGCCUCUCACCGUCCUUCAGGAGACCAAGAAAGCCGUCGACGUUGGCUACUGGCCCCUCUAUCGCUGGAACCCCGUCAACGAAUCAAAGGGGGAGCCAAAUUUUGCCUUGGACUCGGGCCUGAUCAAGCAGGAGCUCAAGGCCUUUCUGGCGAGGGACAACCAGCUGACCCAGCUGAUGAACAGAGAACCCACAUUUGCCGCCAGCUUGGCGCAGGACUUUGGUACGGAAGUGCGCGCCCGCCAGAAGAGAAAGGCCAAGGACGCGUACCAAGAGCUCCUCGACGGCCUUCUGGGUGCUCCUCUGACUAUCCUCUUCGCCUCGGACAACGGGAACGCAACCUCGCUGGCAAAGCGGCUUGGCAACCGGGGCAGGGCUCGCGGCUUGAAGACCGCCGUCAUGGCCAUGGAGGAUUAUCCCGUGGAGGAUCUGCCCACCGAGGAGAACAUAGUUUUCGUCACGUCGACGGCCGGCCAGGGCGAGUUCCCGCAGAAUGGCUUGUCGUUCUGGGACGCCAUCAAGGACAAUGCAGAUGUCGACCUGGCCACCGUGAACUACUCCAUCUUUGGCUUGGGCGACAGUCACUAUUGGCCUCGCAAGGAGGACAAGUUGUUCUACAACAAGCCCGCCAAGGACCUGGACCGAGUUCUCGGCACGCUCGGCGGCAAGCGAUUCGCCGACGUCGGCCUCGGCGACGACCAAGAUCCCGACGGCUACCAGACCGGCUACCAGGAGUGGGAGCCGAAGAUCUGGCAGGCUCUCGGCGUCGACAACGUGGACGGGUUGCCGGAGGAGCCGCCACCCAUCACCAACGAAGAUAUCAAGCUUGCGUCGAACUACUUGCGAGGCACCAUUGUGGAAGGGUUGAACGACGCUUCCACCGGAGCAAUCUCCGCGUCCGACCAGCAGCUGACAAAGUUUCACGGCACCUACAUGCAGGACGAUCGCGAUGUACGAGAUGAAAGGAAAGCGCAGGGGCUGGAACCGGCGUAUUCCUUUAUGAUUCGGUGCAGGCUGCCCGGCGGCAUCGCCACGCCCGAGCAAUGGGUUCAGAUGGAUGACAUCAGCACGGCCUUGGGCAACGAGACCAUGAAGCUCACGACAAGGCAAACUUUCCAGUUCCACGGCGUCGUGAAGGGCAAGCUGAAGCCCGCCAUGCAGGCCAUCAACCGGGCACUGCUGACAACCAUCGCUGCUUGCGGCGACGUGAACCGCAACGUCAUGUGCAGCUCCUUGCCGGCACUGUCCAAGUACCACCGGCAAGUCUAUGCUUGCUCGCAGAAGAUCAGCGAUCACCUGCUGCCGUCCACGAGUGCCUACCAUGAAAUCUGGCUCACGGAUGACGAUAACAAGAAGGUGCAGGUCGCCGGCGAAGCCGUGCAAGACUACGAGCCCCUGUACGGCCCCACGUACCUCCCUCGCAAGUUCAAGAUCACCAUCGCGAUCCCGCCGCACAACGACACCGACGUCUACGCCCACGACAUCGGGCUCAUUGCCAUCAAGGGAAAGGACGGGAACCUGGAAGGCUUCAACGUGCUUGCCGGCGGGGGCAUGGGUGCCACGCAUAACAACAAGAAGACUUACCCCCAGACUGGCCGGAUGCUGGGCUUCUGCCAAACGGACGACGUCCACACUGUGUGCGAGAAGAUCAUGCUCGUGCAACGAGACAAUGGAGAUCGCAAAAACCGCAAGCACGCCCGCCUCAAAUACACGAUUGACGACAUGGGCGUCGAUGUGUUCCGGAACAAGGUCGAGGAGCUCUGGGGGCGGCCGUUCGCCAAGGAGCUGCCCUUCGAGUUCGUGAGCAACGUCGACACCUUUGGCUGGCAGAAAGAUGAGACCGGACUGAACCAUUUUACCUUCUUCAUCGAGAAUGGGCGCGUGGAAGACACGCCCGAGUUUCGGAUGAAGACGGGCCUUCGGGAGAUUGCCAAGGUGCACAAGGGCGAGUUCCGCCUCACCGGCAAUCAACACUUGAUACUCAGCAACGUCAAGGAUGAGGACUUGCCUGCCAUGAAGGACCUUAUGCGGAAGUAUAAGCUCGACAACAUUCGCUUCUCUGGCCUCCGGCUCAGCUCCUCCGCUUGUGUCGCUUUCCCCACCUGCGGCUUGGCGAUGGCGGAGUCUGAGCGAUACCUACCAGUACUCAUCUCGAAGCUGGAGUCCUGCCUGGAAGAGAAUGGUCUUCGUCAGGAUUCCAUCGUCAUGCGCAUGACCGGUUGUCCCAACGGCUGUGCCCGACCUUGGCUGGCCGAGGUGGCAUUCGUUGGCAAGGCUUUCGGCGCGUACAACAUGUACCUCGGGGGCGGAUACCAUGGCCAACGGCUGAAUAAGCUCUAUCGGUCGAGCAUCAAGGAGGAGGAGAUUCUUGACAUAAUGAAGCCGCUGCUGAAGAAGUACGCGUUGGAGAGGCAACUGGGCGAGAAUUUUGGUGACUUUUGCAUCCGUGCAGGCGUCAUCAAAGAGACAACGGAUGGCCAGAAUUUCCACGAUGAUGUCGCGGAAGAGAACUCGGACGGGGAGCAAUAA
Drechmeria coniospora is the source of this 4644-nucleotide messenger RNA. Its product is annotated as sulfite reductase beta subunit. The record is from RefSeq and is a predicted model, not a curated record. Gene Ontology annotation, cellular component: sulfite reductase complex (NADPH). The coding region runs from base 1 to 4644 and encodes 1547 amino acids. The transcript has 4 exons. NCBI's taxonomy places the organism in Eukaryota, Fungi, Ascomycota, Sordariomycetes, Hypocreales, Ophiocordycipitaceae. Gene Ontology annotation, biological process: amino acid biosynthetic process; sulfate assimilation. Gene Ontology annotation, molecular function: sulfite reductase (ferredoxin) activity; FMN binding; NADP binding.